Carcharodon carcharias (great white shark) is the source of this 3709-nucleotide messenger RNA. RefSeq names its product paxillin-like. The coding region runs from base 567 to 2120 and encodes 517 amino acids. Lineage: Eukaryota; Metazoa; Chordata; Chondrichthyes; Lamniformes; Lamnidae. The record is from RefSeq and is a predicted model, not a curated record. Gene Ontology annotation, biological process: endothelial cell migration; transforming growth factor beta receptor signaling pathway; substrate adhesion-dependent cell spreading. The transcript has 13 exons.
UUCUCUUGAGGCAUUGGGCAACUGGGAACCAACGUAGGCCAGCAAGGAGAGCAGUUUUAGAUGAGCAUAACACAUUGCGUGAUAGGAUGCUCUCAGCAGAGUUUCGGAUGUGCUGAAGUUUAAGCAGAAAGGAAGAUGGGAGGCUGGAUGCCUUGUUGGCCGACCUAGAAUCGACAACUUCACAUAUUUCAAAAAGGCCCAUUUUCAUCCCGGAGGAGACUCCAUACUCCUACCCAACAGGAAGCCAUAUAUGCCAGGAAGUAUCUGUGCCCCCACCAGUGCCACCUCCUCCCUCUGCUGAUGCUCUGAAUGGAGUAAUCAUUGACACAGUUGAACAGUGGCAGUCUCCUGUUCCAAGAUAUCAACAGCAACAGGGUUACCAAGAGGAGAUCUCCCCUUCUACUGGAGUGGCCAACUCUCCCAAGCAGACCUACCCGUCAAAUGUGAAAGGCAGCUCCUCUCUCACACGAGACUCUGUUAGUCCACCUGCUCCACGUUCCUCCGAGGAAGACCACGUUUACAGCUUCCCCAAUAAGACAAAGUCCACAGAAUCUUCACCGAUUGUCAUGACCUCUUCACUUGGCAGCAACCUUUCAGAACUGGAUCGUCUUCUGCUGGAACUGAAUGUAGUGCAACACAACUCACCCAGCAGCUUUGCAACAGAGGAAUCCAGCCGCACCCCCCAUCCUGCUCCAGUGGCUGGCUCUCAAUACACUGGUCAGGAAAAUGGAACUCAAAUGGGGAAGAAAAUACCUCCCCCAACAAAAGAAAAACCCAAGAGAAAUGGGGGCCGAGGAAUUGAGGAUGUUCGACCUAGCGUGGAAAGCUUAUUAGAUGAGCUGGAGAGCUCAGUUCCUAGUCCAAGUCCUGCAACAGCUGUGUCUCCAGUGGAAGGGCCAGCCUCUCAGCGUGACACCCCUAGCCAGCAGCAGGCACGCAUUUCUGCAUCCUCAGCAACUCGUGAGCUCGAUGAGUUGAUGGAAUCCCUCUCUGUAUUCAAUAUGAAAUCUCUUAUUAAGAGGACAAAGCAUUCUUCGAACGUACACCCGAUGUACCAAGAGGACUUCCAACGUCGCAAAUUUGGGCCUGUCAUAUUUAAUAAAAACGUGUCUCAGGAUAGGCUAAUUGAGGAGCUGCAUGGUAGACUGGGGAUCGAAAAGAAGGAGCCCAAGAAUAGAAAAGUGGAUGACUGGCUCACAGAGGGGUUGGUCAUCACUUCAAAACCUGUCAGGAAACAUGAGGAGGGAACUCACGUGGUUGAGAAGAUGAUGACACAGUCUGGGUCUAAAGGAAAGCAUGGUGGCUCCUCCACUGUAGCAGGUCCUCAAAAAGCUGGAAGCCAACUGGAUAACAUGCUGGAUGAAUUGCAUGUUGGGCUGAAUAAGCUGGGCGUUGCGACUGUUGCAAAAGGAGUGUGUGCUGCAUGCAAGAAGCCUAUUGCUGGACAGGUUGUCACUGCGAUGGGCCGUACCUGGCACCCGGAGCACUUUGUUUGUACCCAUUGUCAAGAGGAGAUUGGUUCCCGGAAUUUCUUCGAGCGAGAUGGGCAGCCAUACUGUGAGAAAGACUACCACAAUCUAUUCUCCCCCCGCUGUUAUUACUGCAAUGGACCCAUUCUGGAUAAAGUAGUGACAGCACUGGAUAAAACUUGGCAUCCUGAACACUUCUUCUGUGCCCAGUGUGGAGCCUUCUUUGGACCAGAUGGAUUCCAUGAAAAAGAUGGGAAGGCCUAUUGUCGUAAAGAUUACUUUGAUAUGUUUGCCCCGAAGUGCGGUGGUUGUGCACGGGCUAUUCUGGAAAACUACAUCUCAGCCCUCAAUUCACUAUGGCACCCAGAGUGCUUUGUCUGCCGGGAAUGUUUCACCCCAUUCAUAAAUGGCAGUUUUUUCGAACAUGAGGGGCAGCCAUACUGUGAGAUGCAUUAUCACGAGCGUCGCAACUCACUUUGCUCUGGAUGCCAGAAGCCUAUUACAGGGCGUUGUAUCACCGCCAUGGGGAAGAAGUUCCACCCAGAGCAUUUUGUCUGUGCUUUCUGCCUGAAACAGCUCAACAAAGGCACCUUCAAGGAGCAGAAUGACAAACCCUACUGUCACAACUGCUUUGUUAAGCUCUUCUGUUAGAUCCAUCCCACCAACCACUUGUUCAGUUCAAUCAUUCCUGCAAUUCCAUAAAUUCACACUCUCGCACAUGCCAAUGGAACAGCCAACUCCAGCUUUUAGGGGUAAUACAGAUCAUGGACUGAACUAACACUUACUUUAUACAUAAAUCACCUUUACAAAGACUGAGAAAAAGAAAGUCCUCUUAAUGAGGUGGUAAGAGUGCCAUAAUGCGCCCCCCCCCCCCAAAAAAUCCCUGCAACCCCCCAACCAAGAUGUUAAACUCCAAGCCAAUUGCCUUCUGUAGUAGACUUGUUGAAGAGUUGACAGAUCCAGUGACUGGAAUCCAUCAUCGGCAAGAGAACAUAAAUUGCAAUGAAGAAAGACCAUUGACCUUCAUCCAGCUCAGCUCUUACUAGAUUAUUUUUCAAGAACUGCAUUGACCAUUCUAACCUCACAACAUCACUGACAGCAACACAGUAAAUGUCACGCAGGUGGUUUUGUGUAGUAAAGUUAAACUGAACACUGAGUACCAUAACCGUAAUUGAACAACCCCUGAAGGACUCUGUAAAACCAAUUACACCGAAACAAUCCCAAAAUGAACCCAGUUAAACUGGAAGCAAGUCUCUAGAAACUACAUGAAAUGUGGAUGAAGGCGCUGGAAAGCAGAGGUAUCUUUUGAGAAAGUUCACUUUGUUGUACACCAGUGUCUCCAUGAUGUCAGUAAUGCCUUUGACUGUAACUGAAGCAAUAAUAUUUCUCAGCGAUGGCCACAAUCGCACUAUCCUGUGUAGUUGCAUAGGAGAGUCUCCUUCUGUAGAUGUAUUUGAUAGAAACUUUACAGUACCGUACCUUUUUAUCCUCUGGGUUCAGUUUUCAAAAAGAUCUUGUAAUUCUGAACUUUCAUGUCAGAGCUUUGUGAUUUUAAGAACAUGGCAACCACUUUUGUAAACCACACAUCUGAUGUGUAGAUGAUAAUGCAUUACAGAAGUGGCAAUUUUUGUGCUUUCUUACAAUACUAAUGACUGAUUCUUAAGUGGAAAACCCAAAGGACUGUUAGACAGGACAUUGCCUAUUCAAUUUUAUAGCACAAAAAUGGUUUUAGUCUUUUAGGCAUGUCCUAACCUAAUAUCCGUGAACAAAACAUUUUGCAUUUGUGAGCCUGCUGUAUUUUUAUCAUGUUCCUCCAUUGCCUAAUUUGCCAAUAAUUUAUCUUUUUAUGAAAAGUCUUAAUUCCUGCUGUGGAGCUUUUUUUGGGUCUUCCCUGAAAAUGUGUUGUAAUAUUUUGUCUUUCAUCUUAUGAAUGAUUCAAUUUUUAAAAACAAUGGUAACAUCAGAGGUUAUAGCAUUGUAGUGCCAUUUAGUAGGUCACAAUCAAUUCAAUUGAAGCCUAAUUAACCCAUUGUUUACAGUGCAUUGAAUUCAAUCUGCCAUUAAACCAAAGGGAAUCACUUGAGAAUGAAAGAAACUGUUCUAAGGAAAUAGUCCUGAUUCCUGCCUCUGAUCACUGAUAAUUUACCUGUGUUUAACUAUAUCUUUGUACGUCCUUUAAUUAUGGCUUGCACAUAUAAUCUCAUGGUUUUUUUUGCCAAUAAAAGUUGCUUUUCACUUUA